Acanthosepion pharaonis is the source of this 2832-nucleotide messenger RNA. NCBI's taxonomy places the organism in Eukaryota, Metazoa, Mollusca, Cephalopoda, Sepiida, Sepiidae. The record is from the annotation of a GenBank genome assembly.
AUGUCCUUUCCUUCUCUUUCUGUAUUUUAUAUCCUCUUUCCUUCUGCCUAUGUCCUUUCCUUCUCUUUCUAUAUUUUAUAUCCUCUUUCCUUCUGCCUAUGUCCUUUCCUUCUCUUUCUAUAUUUUAUAUCCUCUUUCCUUCUGCCUAUGUCCUUUCCUUCUCUUUCUAUUUUUUAUAUCCUUUUUCAUUCUGCCUAUGUCCUUUCCUUCUCUUUCUGUAUUUUAUAUCCUCUUUCCUUCUGCCUAUGUCCUUUCCUUCUCUUUCUGUAUUUUAUAUCCUCUUUCCUUCUGCCUAUGUCCUUUCCUUCUCUUUCUAUAUUUUAUAUCCUCUUUCCUUCUGCCUAUGUCCUUUCCUUCCAUUUCUACAUAGGCAGAAGGAAAGAGGUUAUAUACUCUCUUUCCAUAAAUUUAAAUCUCUCCUUGUUAUACAAUAUCCUUUCUUUCUCCCUCUCUAUUAUUCCCUGUCUUUUCCUAUAUUUUAUCUUCUCUUUUCAACAGUUUCUACUCAUCUACCUUCUGCCUAUGUCCUUUCCUUCUCUUGCUAUAUCUUAUCCUUUCUUUCUUUCUUACUACAGCCUUUCAUCCUUUCUACAUUUUAUACCCACUUUCCUCCUGCCUGUCUUUUCCUACCCUUUCAACAUUUUAUACCCUCUUUCUUUUGCCUAUGUCCUUUCCUAUUCUUUCAACAUUUUAUACACUCUUUCAUUCUGCUUAUGUUCUGUCUCUUUCUACAUUUUAUGCCCUUUUUUCUUCUGCUUAUGUCCUUUCCUUCACUUUCCACAUUUUAUACCCUCUUUCCUUCUUCCUAUGUCUUUUCUCUCUCUUUCCACAUUUUAUACCCUCUUUCCUUCUUCCUAUGUCUUUUCUCUCUCUUUCCACAUUUUAUACCCUCUUUCCUUCUGCCGAUGUCCUUUCCUUCACUUUCUAUAUUUUAUAUCCUCUUUCCAUCUGCCGAUGUCCUUUCCUUCUCUUUCUACAUUUUAUAUCCUCUUUCCUUCUGCCUACGUCCUUUCCUUCUCUUUCUACAUUUUAUACCCUCUUUCUUUCUUCCUAUGUCUUUUCUCUCUCUUUCCACAUUUUAUACCCUCUUUCCUUUUGCCUAUGUCCUUUCCUUCUCUUUCAACAUUUUAUACCCUCUUUCCUUCUUCCAAUGUCUUUUCUCUCUCUUUCCACAUUUUAUACCCUCUUUCCUUCUUCCUAUGUCUUUUCUCUCUCUUUCAACAUUUUAUACCCUCUUUCCUUCUUCCUAUGUCUUUUCUCUCUCUUUCCACAUUUUAUACCCUCUUUCCGUCUUCCUAUGUCUUUUCUCUCUCUUUCAACAUUUUAUACCCUCUUUCCUUCUUCCUAUGUCUUUUCUCUCUCUUUCCACAUUUUAUACCCUCUUUCCUUCUGCCGAUGUCCUUUCCUUCACUUUCUAUAUUUUAUAUCCUCUUUCCAUCUGCCGAUGUCCUUUCCUUCUCUUUCUACAUUUUAUAUCCUCUUUCCUUCUGCCUACGUCCUUUCCUUCUCUUUCUACAUUUUAUACCCUCUUUCUUUCUUCCUAUGUCUUUUCUCUCUCUUUCCACAUUUUAUACCCUCUUUCCUUCUGCCGAUGUCCUUUCCUUCACUUUCUAUAUUUUAUAUCCUCUUUCCAUCUGCCGAUGUCCUUUCCUUCUCUUUCUACAUUUUAUAUCCUCUUUCCUUCUGCCUACGUCCUUUCCUUCUCUUUCUACAUUUUAUACCCUCUUUCUUUCUUCCUAUGUCUUUUCUCUCUCUUUCCACAUUUUAUACCCUCUUUCCUUUUGCCUAUGUCCUUUCCUUCUCUUUCAACAUUUUAUACCCUCUUUCCUUCUUCCAAUGUCUUUUCUCUCUCUUUCCACAUUUUAUACCCUCUUUCCUUCUUCCUAUGUCUUUUCUCUCUCUUUCAACAUUUUAUACCCUCUUUCCUUCUUCCUAUGUCUUUUCUCUCUCUUUCCACAUUUUAUACCCUCUUUCCUUCUUCCUAUGUCUUUUCUCUCUCUUUCCACAUUUUAUACCCUCUUUCCUUCUGCCGAUGUCUUUUCUUUCUCUUUCCACAUUUUAUACCCUCUUUCCUUCUGCCGAUGUCCUUUCCUUCACUUUCUAUAUUUUAUAUCCUCUUUCCAUCUGCCUACGUCCUUUCCUUCUCUUUCUACAUUUUAUAUCCUCUUUCCUUCUGCCUAUGUCCUUUCCUUCUCUUUCUACAUUUUAUGUCCUUUCCUUCUCUUUCUACAUUUUAUAUCCUCUUUCCUUCUGCCUAUGUCCUUUCCUUCUCUUUCUACAUUUUAUAUCCUCUUUCCUUCUGCCUAUGUCCUUUCCUUCUCUUUCUACAUUUUAUACCCUCUUUCUUUCUUCCUAUGUUUUUUCUUUUUCUUUCCACAUUUUAUACCCUCUUUCCUUCUGCCGAUGUCCUUUCCUUCACUUUCUACAUUUUAUAUCCUCUUUCCUUCUGCCUAUGUCCUUUCCUUCACUUUCUAUAUUUUAUAUCCUCUUUCCUUUUGCCUAUGUCCUUUCCUUCACUUUCUAUAUUUUAUAUCCUCUUUCCUUUUGCCUAUGUCCUUUCCUUCUCUUUCAACAUUUUAUACACUCUUUCAUUCUGCUUAUGUUCUGUCUCUUUCUACAUUUUAUGACCUCUUUUCUUCUGCUUAUGUCCUUUCCUUCUCUUUCAACAUUUUAUACCCUCUUUCCUUUUGCCUAUGUCCUUUCUUUCUCUUUCCACAUUUCAUCUUUUCUUUCCUUUUCUCUAUACCAUCUUUUCUUUCCUUCUCUCUAACACCAUUCUUUCUUUUCUCUUUACACUAUCCUUUCUCUUUCAUCUAUCUUCCUUCCAUAUAG